CCGUUUCGUCUUUUCCGCUUCCAAGAACAGCUCUCUCUCUCCCUCUCCCCCCCCCCCCCCCGCUACUCCUUCUUUAAAGCGGUUUUCCUAGGCGGUAUUCCGGCGAGUCUAUGGCCCGAGGCAACAAGGCCGCGCCCGUGCCCGUGGCCGACGAGCUCCGUUGCAGGCGGUCCGACGGCCGAGAAUGGAGGUGCCCGAGGCGCGCCAUGGCCGGGGUCAGCUUCUGCGAGUACCACUACCACCUGGCCCGCCGCAACCAGGCCAAGCACAAGGAGCUGCUUGAAUCCGCCUCCAAGCCCCACCGGAAGCCCGGCCUUCCCCCUCGCCCCCGUCCGAAGCCGCCCGAUCAGCCGCCGAGGAAGCGGCGGAGGAAAGGGGAUCCUCCGACGAAGGAGCUGACCGCGGUGGCGCUGAGGCGGCGGAUGGAGAGGAGGGAAGAGAGAGAGAUGAAGAAGGGGGAGUCCGAGGGGCAGACGGAGCUGACGAGGGACCUCCCUAAUGGGGUAAUGACCAUCUCCCUGACUCCUGCGAGGGAUUCCGGCAAUGCCGGCCCGCCCUUGGACCGGAAGCUAGGGUGUGAUCAAGAACCGUUCUUGAGGAGGUACAUCCGGUCCAAGAACGUGGAGCCGCUCCCCGUGGGACCCCUGAAGAAAUUUCCUUGUGGUAAGGGUCUGCGAAGGGGACGAAAGAGGAUUUGUCAUAGAUGUGGGGAGAGUAAGGUGGUUCGUAAGGUCUGGUGUUCGAGUCGCCGGAAGGAGUCGUGCUCGAGCUGCAUAAAGAAAUGGUACUCUGAGAUGUCUGAGGUGGGAGUAAAGAUAUCUCGUCCCAACUGUUGUGGCUAUUGUGAUUGCAAAACAUGCAUGCAUGCUGGAGCUAAAGCUGGUGGGUGUAAGGUCAGCUUCCUUGCUGGCUCUUUUACAUUUAAUCGCAGAAUGCUCCAUUUGCUGCAUGGGAGCCUUUCUUUGCUCUAUCAAGACUGGCUGCUGCCAGUGCUGAAGCAGAUAAGCCAAGAACAAAUUACUGAGCUGGAAAUAGAAGCAAACAACCAAGGAAGAAGAUUAUCAGGCGUUCAGAUUCAAGUGGCAGAACGUGGCCCCAAUGAGAUACUUUACUGCAAUCACUGCAAGAACUCAAUCAUUGAUUUUCUUAGAAGCUGCCCAAGAUGCCCUUAUAAACUUUGCUUAAGUUGUUGUCAAGAGAUACGCGGGGCAAACAUACUUAAAAAAGUUGCAGUUGCUACCUUAAAGUUUCGCAAUGAGAGAAAAGCCAACAAACAUGCUGGCAAGAUACUUAAUGGAUUGAAGCAAAAACUCUCCGUUAGAAUGUCUCCUGAUAUGUCAUCUUUGUCAACUAAACUAUUGUUGCCUGAAUGGAAAUCUGAAAAUAGUGAGGGCCAUAUUGCUUGUCCAUCCAAGGAACUUGGUGGCUGUGGCAAUGGUCUUAUGCAUUUGGUCUUCAUGUUGCCAUUCAACUGGUCUGAGGAAUCGGAUAUAAGUGCAGAACAAAUUGCUGUUUCGUGUAAGCGUGCAAGAAGCCUUUGCUGCAUAGGUUGCAGUGGUGAUUAGGUGAAAUGAUUUGCAUUAGUGAAGGUCUCGAACACCCUACACUGGAAUAAAAGCUGUUCCUAGUGUUCUUCGAAGUACAGCAUUAGCUGCCCAAGUUCCAUGCUUUUCUUGGAAAUCAGUGCCAAUAAUGCUAGUAAAGCUGCAAAAGCUGCUGAUUGCUCAGAUUUGUUGAGGUAAUUGGUAUCUACCUGAAGCAUUCAUAACAGAUGACGUCAUAUGCUGUUUCAGUCAACUUAUUCUAUUAUUUUUCUAUAUGAACUUUGGCUUAUCUAAUUUGGAUUGCACAAAUCUAUAGUAGAUGUCGUGCUAACCUUGGACUUGGUCUUUAAUAGCUAUUAAUAAGUGCAACCUAAUCGUUGAUGGUUUCUUUGAGCUUUGACUCGAUUUACCAUACUGGAAUUUUCUACUUGAAACUUACAAUGUUAAUAAACAUGGUGAAAUUCUGAUUCAUGAGAUAAAUAUGCUUUAUUUAAUUGUCAUAUCUUUAAAGACCAUAUACAUAAACUUCACUAGCAACAUGUAUAUGCACGAUUGUUGCUUACAUGGGCUAUGUUGGUCUUCUAAUAUAUGCAACCAUGUGUAUCGUCUUGUGCAGAAAAGUCCGUCACUCAUUCUGUUUAUAACCUUCCAUGCUUAUGGAAUGGGAUUAUAAGAACCUUUUUUGACACAAUUAAAAAUUCUUGCAUGUUAAAUGUAAUGACUUCUAUCUACUGCAAAACUUCCACGCUACAAGGAACUCUAGGUGCCUCCUCUCCUAGUCUUCAGUAUUCAGCUAAUUGUUCACCUUUGUUAUGUAUUCUAUGGGUUAAAAAUCUUCCCUGUAUCUAGUUCAGGUACUGCAGAAAAUUGCGUCACUAUUUAACCAAUCUAUGGCAACACAAUAUUCAUUGUUUGUGAUUAUUUUUCCCUUACUGCCUUUCUAAAGCAAGGUUGUCAAUCAAUUUUAAGAAGGAUUUCAUUUCCAAUAUUUGUGCUGGAGUUUCCCAAGCUCUUAUGGUACUUGUUGAAACAGAUGUGCUACCCCAAUUUGAUCAGUUGCAUAUCAUAAUAAAACAGCAUGCUGCAUCUUACUGAUACGUGGCCUUUUUGAAAAUUUCAGAAGGCAUAUCCAGUUGGUGCUUGUCUUAACCAACUAACAAUCUGUUGCCAGCAUAUCCACCUGAUUGGAGGAGAUUCUUGCUUUAAAUCAAUAUGAGAGUUGCUUGAUUCGUUUCAUCAUAUUUUACUUUUGAUCUCUGAUUUUCUGCUGAUGUUGAUUGAGCUAGUGACGCUAGUAAUUAUCCCUAGCUUAUCCUUGACUAACAAGAAUCAAGAUGUGGCCUCUUACUUAUCACAUGAGUUGCUAGGAUUCUCUAGUUUUAUAGCCCUCCAUUCUGAUGGUUUGGUUGCUACUCUAAUCACAAAAGCCUACACUUUUUUUUGAGCAGACAAUGUUACUUCUGCUGAUAUGGCCUUUACUCCUUCAAGUAUAUUGUUUUUGUAGUUUUAUUCAUCAAGUGCCACACUAAUGGAGUAAUGCCUACUUGUAUUAGGUCUAACUCCCCCUCUAGCAUGUGUGGUUGUGUCUGUACGUGUACAUUUCUGCAUACGUCAUAUUUGCAUUUAUUACAUGUGAGUCUCGUGUAUACAAGCAAUAAGGACAUAUUUUGGCUGUUGCCCUCAUUUAGUUAAUUAUUGCAGUCAUUGACCGUAAACAGGCAAUCCAUUUAGUUGCUCUUCAGGUUCAUGUGCUGUUCAUUCUUAUCAAGCAACAUCUUAGUGAAUGCAUACGUGGAGAAGAUGUUACACUAAUCAGCCUUUUACCAUGGUUGUAUUAUUUUACGGGAAGGCUCUUGAGUCUCUUAGGGGGAAGUCUUAUAAGCAUCAUUUAUUCUUAUCAAUAUUUUAUGGGAAGCCUUUUACCAUCCAUCGUUUAUUCUGUUUUUCCAACAGAACUUAUAUUAUUUGUUCAUUGCUACCUUACUUAUAAUUGAACAUUGUCUUAGAUGAUUGUUUUCUCACUCACUUCUGACACGGUUAUAUGCAAUGAAUAUGAUUAAUUAGCUCAUAUUCUUGUUUUUCUAUAGAUUGCUUUUCUUGAAGUUGCUGGUUUGUCCAGGAAUCUAGUUUCCUGCAGAACUUAAUCUAGUUAAACCAUGUUAGGCGAUCCCUCUCUCGCAGCAUAAAAUUUCUGUUGCUUCAGGGUUGGAGGUAAAUCUGGGGGAAAUGGCCGUGACAAAGAAGCUUUUCAUUUUUGCUGCAUUGCUUCAUGGAUGUAUUGUCCCCUUUAUUGCUCUUUAAUUUUUCACUUUAACGUAUACCCUUUCAUCUAUAUAAUCAAAUUUCCUGCUACAUAUUUUCAAGCUUUUCCCUCAUCUGUUUCUGAGAAAUGCAGGAACCCAUCUUAUGCUAAGUUGGCGUCCAUGAGUGAAUCUCGGGCAUUAUUGUAGCUGCUUUUCUUAAAAAUAGGAUAUGCAUCAGUUUGUAGCUGGACAAUUGAGAGUAGGCAACUUCUAUCAGAUGAUUAGAUGAUCGUACAAGCAAAAAGAGGAGAUAAAAGAAGUGCAGGAAACUACACACAGAUGGGCAUUUGCACUCCCUACUGCUAUGCUGCAUACAGGCAUGAAUGCUAACGUGGAUCCCCAAUAGCAGAAUAUUUGUUUGUCGAAUAUGAUCCUUGAUGGAAAGUUGGAAAGGUGCAAGUGGUUGUAUCAUUGGUAGAACCGCUAUUUUCAUUGUUGUGACGCAAGGUUCGCUUAUGGGAACAUCAUUCUGGCUUUGACGUGCCUUGCAUGCUGAAUGUAUUAGCGAGAGGUUGUGAACUUGGGUGAGCACAGAAGAUGUACAAUCAUAUUUCUAUUUCAAGAAAUGUUCAGGGCUUAUGAUAAAACUCCCAAGAUCUCAUUCUCGAAAUAGUUAAAAUAAAAAGCUGGGUGGCGUCCAAUUUACUGGGUGAGGUUUCCUUUUAAACCGCCCACAAAACUGGAUUUCAUGCUGGAUUUUCAACUAUUUGGAAA
Molecule: messenger RNA, 4561 nt
Organism: Phoenix dactylifera (date palm)
Lineage: Eukaryota; Viridiplantae; Streptophyta; Magnoliopsida; Arecales; Arecaceae
Source: RefSeq, a predicted model, not a curated record